Messenger RNA from Botrytis fragariae, 3933 nucleotides. RefSeq names its product putative cation-transporting atpase 4 protein. Gene Ontology annotation, molecular function: ATP binding; P-type ion transporter activity; ATP hydrolysis activity. The record is from RefSeq and is a predicted model, not a curated record. Gene Ontology annotation, cellular component: endoplasmic reticulum membrane. Lineage: Eukaryota; Fungi; Ascomycota; Leotiomycetes; Helotiales; Sclerotiniaceae. Gene Ontology annotation, biological process: intracellular calcium ion homeostasis. The transcript is spliced from 4 exons. Bases 1 to 3933 code for a protein of 1310 amino acids.
AUGGCGCCUCUAGUGGAUAAUCCCAUGAUUGCAUCCGCAACAUUGCAUAAUCCAUUACCGCUUUGGUUGCAUACUUACAUCUGGCCCUUCGCGAUUAUAUGGCCUGUCUUCUUUCGAUACUAUCUCUCGCAAGAUUUAUACGAUCAACAUAUCGGCGGGCAAGAAUGGACUUUUGUGUGGUGUGGGACAAUUAUCACAGCGCAAAGUUUAGUAUGGCUCAGCACACAUUGGAAUAUUAACUUGAGAUCUCUGUUCACUUCGACAUCCGCAAAGUCUGUUUCAACUGCCCAGCUCAUUAAGGUUCAUCCUAUCACGAAUGCUGGAUCUGCGGAUUUCUGUAAAAUAGACAGAGAUAAUGCUGGUGGAAAAAGCAAUGUUUCUUUCCUAUUUCAAAAACGUCGAUUUCUUUACGAUCCAUCGAAGAACUCGUUUGCCCCCUUGAUAUACUCAAUAGAUCAAGAGCCAAAGCCACUUUUAGAGACAUAUCAAAAGUCUAGAGGUAUCGAUUCAGCAUCUGAGCUUUCCAGAAUUCAUCAACAUUAUGGCGAUAACACUUUCGAUAUCCCGGUCCCUACUUUUUCAGAAUUGUUCAAAGAGCAUGCAGUCGCACCAUUCUUCGUCUUCCAAAUCUUUUGUGUUGGGUUAUGGAUGUUGGAUGACUACUGGUACUAUUCCUUGUUUACCCUGGUCAUGUUGGUAGGAUUUGAGAGUACAGUAGUCUGGCAACGCCAAAGGACCUUGACCGAAUUUCGAGGAAUGAGUAUCAAGCCAUACGAUAUUUUCGUUUACCGAUUGAACAAAUGGGAGGAAACUCAAAGCGAUAAGCUUCUACCAGGAGAUCUUGUUUCAGUUGGCCGAACCAAGGAAGAUAGUGGUGUAGCUUGCGACAUGAUUUUGGUUGAAGGAAGCGCCAUUGUGAACGAAGCUAUGCUUUCUGGAGAAAGUACCCCACUAUUGAAGGAUUCAGUGCAACUCAGACCCGGUGAUGCAGUCCUAGAGCCAGAAGGUCUUGACAAGAAUGCAUUCCUUUAUGGAGGAACGAAAGUUCUACAAAUUACACAUGGAAAUACCGAUGAGGAAAGACCAAAGAUCGCUUCGGGCGUUCCAUCUCCCCCAGACAAUGGUGCUAUGGCCAUUGUGGUAAAAACUGGAUUCGAGACAUCGCAGGGCAGCUUGGUUCGAACUAUGAUUUAUUCUACCGAGCGGGUAUCCGCCAAUAAUGCUGAAGCUUUGUUCUUCAUUCUUUUCUUAUUGAUUUUCGCAAUCGCUGCAUCUUGGUACGUUUGGGAUGAAGGUGUGAGAAAGGACAGAAAACGAUCCAAGCUUCUGCUUGAUUGCGUCUUGAUUGUUACCAGUGUCGUACCUCCGGAAUUGCCUAUGGAGCUCAGUCUUGCAGUCAACACUAGUUUGGCAGCUCUUAGUCGUUAUGCUAUUUAUUGCACCGAACCGUUCCGCAUUCCAUUUGCUGGGCGCGUUGAUGUUGCAUGUUUCGACAAGACCGGUACAUUGACUGGAGAAGAUUUGGUCGUUGAAGGUAUUGCUGGUCUAGGUCUAGGUCAUUCCGGUACCGAUACCCCUCGUGAAAACGACGGUGCCCACAGCCAUAUCACUCCCGUUCUACAAGCUUCAUUGGAGACCACGUAUGUGCUCGCUACGGCUCAUGCCCUAGUCAAAUUGGAUGAGGGUGAUAUUGUCGGAGAUCCUAUGGAGAAAGCUACAUUGACUUCGUUGGGCUGGACACUUGGGCGAAAUGAUAUUUUGUCUAGCAAAAUUCAAACUGGUGCACCCUCAUCUUCGGUUCAAAUCAAACGCCGUUUCCAAUUCUCGUCUGCUCUUAAACGUCAAAGCUCUGUCGCCUCAUUGACCGCUCUCAAUACCCAAACUGGUAAGAAGAUUCGUUCUACUUUCGUUGGUGUCAAAGGAGCUCCAGAAACCAUCAUGAGAAUGUUGGUCAAGGUUCCCGCGGAUUACGAAGAAACCUACAAAUACUUUACCAGGAAAGGAUCGCGUGUUCUCGCUUUGGCCUACAAAUAUCUAUCUACCGAGUCUGAACUUGGCUCUGGCAAAAUCAAUGAUCUAAAGCGUGAAGAAGUGGAGAGCGAAUUACAUUUCGCUGGUUUCUUAGUCCUACAUUGCCCUCUCAAGGAUGACGCGAAGAAAUCUGUACAAAUGCUCAAUGAAAGUAGUCACCGUGUCGUUAUGAUCACUGGUGAUAACCCUCUGACCGCCAUCCAUGUUGCCAGAGAAGUUGAAAUUGUGGAUAGAGAUGUCCUCAUUCUUGAUGCACCAGAGCAUGAUGAUUCAGGGGAGAAACUGGUAUGGAGAAGUGUUGAUGACAGUAUCAGCAUUCCUGUUGAUCCUUCCAAGCCUAUUGACAAAAAGAUCAUUGAGAAUAACGACUUGUGUGUCACUGGUUACGCCCUGUCUAAAUUCAAGGAUCAAUCUGCACUUUCUACCAUUUACCGUUAUGCAUGGGUAUAUGCUCGUGUAUCUCCAAAACAAAAAGAAGAGAUUCUUACCGGCUUGAGAGAUCUUGGUUACCAUACCCUCAUGGCUGGUGAUGGUACAAACGACGUUGGAGCCUUGAAGCAAGCUCAUAUUGGUAUUGCGUUACUCAAUGGCUCGCAAGAGGAUCUCAACAAGAUUGCCGAACAUUUCAGAAACAACAAAAUGAAAGAACUUUACGAGAAGCAAUGUCAAAUGAUGACACGAUUCAACCAACCAACUCCUCCAGUACCCAUAUUGAUUGCACAUUUGUAUCCACAAGGACCUAAAAAUCCACAUUACGAUAAAGCUAUCCAGCGAGAAGCCGAUAAGAAGGGUAUUUCUGUGGCUCUCAUGGAAACUGCUGCUAACAAAAACAAAACUGAUGACGUGGAAACGAUUACUUCGCCUGGCGCUCAAGCUUUGAUCAAUGGUCAGCAAAACAAGCCGACUUUGAAUGAUGCACAGAAGAAAGCGGCUAGUCUUGCUGAUAAAAUGACUCAAAGUCUGAUGGAAGCAGAAAUGGAUGAUGAUGAGCCACCUACAAUCAAGCUUGGUGAUGCAUCCGUCGCUGCCCCAUUCACCAGCAAGCUGAGUAACGUCAUUGCUAUCCCCAACAUCAUUCGUCAAGGUCGUUGUACGCUUGUUGCAACCAUUCAAAUGUACAAAAUUCUUGCUUUGAAUUGUCUCAUUAGCGCCUACAGUUUGAGUGUGUUGUAUCUCGAGGGUAUCAAAUUUGGUGAUGGUCAAGUGACAAUUAGUGGAAUGCUCAUGAGUGUUUGCUUUUUGUCAAUUUCCCGGGCAAAGUCCGUGGAAGGUCUAUCCAAAGAAAGACCCCAGCCAAAUAUCUUCAACUUCUAUAUCAUUGGAUCUAUCCUUGGACAAUUCGCAGUUCAUAUUGUUACACUUAUUUACAUCGCUCGUUUCUGCGAUAAGAUUGCUCCACGUGACCCAGACAUUGAUCUCGAAGGAGAAUUCGCUCCAUCCCUCUUAAACAGCGCUGUCUAUCUUCUUCAACUGAUUCAACAAAUUUCCACAUUCGCAAUCAAUUAUCAAGGUCGUCCAUUCCGUGAAGCCAUUUCCGAAAACAAAGGAAUGUACUACGGUAUCAUUGGUGUAUCCGCUAUCGCUUUCUCUUGCUCGACUGAAUUCAUCCCUGAGGUUAAUGAGAAAAUGAAAUUGGUUCCAUUCUCAUAUGAUUUCAAAGUAGUUAUGACGACUACGAUGAUUGUGGAUUAUCUUGCUUGUUUUGUUAUUGAAAAGGUGCUCAAAGCUCUUUUCAGUGAUUACAAACCAAAGGAUAUCGCGAUUAGACGGCCAGAUCAACUCGCAAGGGAACAGAAGAGGAUUGAAGAUUUGAAGUUGGAGGCGAUGAAGGCAGAGGAGGAAAAGGCUCAAAGAGAGAUUGAGGAGUUGGAGAAAAAGAUUAGCACGAAGGGUAGAUCAUGA